AAUUCAGAGGUUUCGAUUUGAUUGUGAUGUAGUACCAGGACUGACCUGCAAGAGGGAGCAAUGGGCUUCAGACUAAUGAAAAAGAACGAGAUGAAGAACUAGCGGUUAGCUUAUGCCAAUCACUCCAGCCAGCCAUCCACCGCUACUCGACGCUUCACUCAGUGGGGUCGAUCCAGGAGGAUGUUGCGCACUUUCCGAGGUGGGCUUAGCGUAGGGCCACCGAAAUGAAGCAACCCUUGUGUGCGAUGAAGAGGAGCCAUGUUCAGUUCCAGUGAGAAGACGUCACUAGCGGCUUCAGAUGAGCACUUUAAAUCGUCAGUCACACUGGAGCUGCAUGGAGGCGGCAGCCUGCAAGAUUUACCGUGGAUAACAGCAUGUCUGUGAGCCUUGGAGUCUCCUUUCUCCCAAAGCAUCAACUUCUCUGUGGCGACAUAUUUCAACCCGUGCCGUUGAUAGGGAAGGAGGGUGCACAGCCAUACUACAAUGUAUGUCCCAUCCUUUUGACGACCUGCUUCCUGUGAGUGCACACCCAGCCAUGGCUGAUGACAGCAGCGUGGCCCGGCAGCUGGAGAGUGUGGAGAGGAGCGUGGUGUUCCUCAGGCAGGAGCACCUGACUUUGCUCCAUGGGCUCCACCUGGAGAUUCUCUCCUUGCAGAGACGAUGCUCAGAGUUGACAAAUGAGCUGAAGGUGAAGCCUCCGGGUAGAAGCCAAAUAGAAAUACAGGAGGAAGAGGAGCUCCUGGAGGCCCGCUGCAGGGAUGUAGAGGACCGUCUGGCCGAGCAGGACUGCACCAUAGGAGAGAUACGCAAGGAGCUGAGUCACAAAGGCGCUCUGGUGGGAGCCCUUCGAGCCAAUCUGAAGGAAAAAGAGCGCCACUUCCUGGACGAGCUGAAACGGCGCAGCCACUGCUCCACCGUCCUGAACACAGAGCUGCAGAAACAAACCGAGGCGGCCGCGUACCUCUCGUUCCAGCUGCACGCCGCCAAGCAGAAGCUGCAGCAUCAGCGGCUGCAGCAGAGACAGGCGUUCCUGUGCAGAGCCUCCAGUCAAGGUCCCCAGUACGUUGCCGAGCACAUCCCCCCGCAGUUGCCCUCAGGAGCCUCACCUGCCUCUCCUGUAGUUAAACCCAAGCGUAAGAGCACGAGAGCCUCCUCCAGGGAGGAGCGCGCCCGUGAAUGUGUGCCCAUAGAGAAAGUGACAGGCCCCGCAGAGCCCGCCGCCAUGCCGGACCCCGCUCUCUUCCUUCACCCCUGGAGGCUCAGAGUGCGUUCCAGGCAAUCUCUGACACAGAGACAACCUCCAAUCCGUGUGGAACAAGGGGAUGAAGAGGAAUCUGGUGACCAAAGUGCAGUGAAGCCACAGGAACUUGCAGCCAGACUGGUAUCUUCAGCUGCAGCGCCCCCUGCUGCUGAGACAAAGGCAGAGUAGCAAAAACCUUACUUUUAGCUUCCGUCUACACUGUUAUUAUUGCUCUUCUGCACCUUGACUGAAUUGACUGAUUUUAGCUACGUAAUUACACCUUUUUAAAAAUACCAUAAACUACAAACCGACAAAACUCAGAACCUGUCACUUUAAAUGAGUCAGUGUUUGAAUCAACGAGAAGGAUGUGUUUACACGGCCGUCGUUCUUACACUGCGGGGGCCUUAUUCGAAAGCAAUCUCUUUUUCCAUUAAUUUUGGAAAGCUCUUUUCGCCAGGCCCUGACCAAUUGUGACCUUUCAAGGUGAACCGUAAUCAGCAGCUCCAGCGCCUGCACUGUGUUAGCAUGACCUCUGACGAGAGUCGUGGCUGAAAAUAUCUGCUGAGAUGUGUGCGUCCAACGGCAGAUCAGAAAUGUUAAAGCCAUGACCACUGCAUCCAUAUUACGUCAUACCAAAACAUGAUUUAGAUGUCCAGGAGACGUCUUUACUAAAAAUCUUCUUUAACCAGUCCACUCUAAUGAUUCAACUCAUUAAAUGUUUGGAUUUUUAACACACGCCACACUUAUAUGCAAUAUUAUACACAUUUUGUAGAAUACGCACUGUAAAAUGUCAAACAUAUCCCAUUAAAAGCCUCACACAUCCUCAAACAAACACUUCUUACAACGCAUUUUAAGACAAGUUUGCAUAUUUUGAAUAGAAAUGCCAAGUUUUCCGCAGCAGUAGUUAGCAUGUGUCUACAUAAUGUGUGUGUUUGAUACAUCAAUUGCUUUGUAUAAACAGCUGCUCAGUGGUUAUUCAGGUGUGACUCAGUGUCCUAAACACAAACGCAACUACAGCAACUUUGCUUGGGGGGGUGGGAGGACGUCCUUUUUAUUUCCGUCUCAGGAACAAUGGAGAUCUGCUAGUUGCUUUCACUUAAGAAGCUGAACGGUUGCAUUGUCAUUGUUUUCGUUUGUUAUUUUUUUAAUGUAUUUAUUAUUUAAGUAAUCAUAUAUUUACAGUAUUUUUUGUUAUCUUUUAUUCUUUAUUUAAUUUAGGUACAGUAUAAUUUAAUAUUGUUUUAUACAUCCAGAGCUCCAUUGUAAAGUUAGCAUUGUAAAAGAACAAAAGAUGUCAUCGCGAAUUUGGUUUCCGAUGUUGUGAUGCUCAUCCAAACUGCAUCACAUCUCCUCUUGAGAGGACAGUAGCGUCAUGUGUUGUCUUCAGUGAAGCAAUAUAUUUAUAUCUGUGUACUGACGGCUAUUCCAAAACAUUUUAAGUGUUAAAAUGUAUUUAUAUUUCAUUGCUGUCUAUUUUGCUUGAGCUGUUAAAUAGGCGCAGUUCGCUGACGGCUUAACAUGGAGGGAAUGAUGACAUGCUGCAGAAGUGGUAGCAUUAAACAUGUUAUGCAACACGUGACUGCCCGCUAAAACCAUUUUCUUAUUGUAUUCUUUGAGCAAACAAAAAGGGACUGUGCACUAUUCUUUGAAGGAUAAAAUCACUGCUUUGUCUUUCCUUAUACACUUUUGACAGCAGGAGUUGUGAAUUAAGACUGUUACAAUCGCUAGGCGCCAUCCAAAAAUGAAACGUCAGGUAGAUUAAAGCUGUUGUCGCACUAAAUGUCCCGCGUUCAGGAUUUAUACUGUAUUAUACUGUAUUCAGCUCUCAGCUCUUGUUUUGUCUGUGCUCACAGUAUGGAUGCAACAAGCCAAAGAGAGCCUCUUUUAAAGUGAUGACAGACUUUCACAAUUCUUUUUUUUUUAUAGCUUUGAGACUAUAAUCCUCAAUUUACUACUUUUAAAAAGUAUAUGGCAAUACAUCCCCACGCCAUCAUUAUUCCCUCCCCCAGCCUGAGAAAAUGUCUUCCAUCGUUAUAAGAACCCUGAAGCAUCAUCUACGUCUUCUUGAAGUAAAUAACUGUUGUCAACACCAUAAAGCAUCUCACAUUUGAAGUCAUUUGAUGUGUGGUCUCCACCAUGAACCACAUAUGAGAGGAUUUUCCUGUAUGUAGGCCUACUUGGGUGAGUAGAGGAUAUUGAUUGAUAGCUGCAUCAUCUGUGUGAGCUUCCCAUAGUGUUGCACUGUAAACAUGAUUGGAAUAAAAACCAAUACCUUUC
Dunckerocampus dactyliophorus (ringed pipefish) is the source of this 3517-nucleotide messenger RNA. It is a transcript of the gene ccdc92ba, whose product is annotated as coiled-coil domain containing 92Ba. Bases 488 to 1429 code for a protein of 313 amino acids. NCBI's taxonomy places the organism in Eukaryota, Metazoa, Chordata, Actinopteri, Syngnathiformes, Syngnathidae. The transcript is spliced from 5 exons. The record is from RefSeq and is a predicted model, not a curated record.